CCGGCCUGCGUGCUCGCGUCUUCCUCCUGCACUCGCCGCCGCUAACCCAGCACUCUCGCCGGAGCCUCUGGCCCGCGCGUUCCUUUUUCCCUCCAGCUGUGGAGCGGGCGGGAUCCUGCACUGCGAUCGCGGCAGCAGCUCCAGCCCGGGCGGGCUCGGGCGGCGGCAGCGGCGCGCGAGCCCCUAGGAGGACCGUACCACCGUCCGCCAGCAGGCGGGGGGGGCCCGGUCGCCCCGCUGCACACGCCUCAGCGACCCCGAGGGACUGAGGCGUCGCCGCGCCUGGGAGCUUGAGCGCCGAGCCGGCCUCGACCCCGAGCUCGGAGCCCCGGCGGGCCGCGCCCGCAGCCGGCCCCACCCAUCCGGGCCAAGGAGGCCGCGGCCAUGGCUGAGACGGAGGAGCGGAGCCUAGACAACUUCUUCGCCAAGAGAGAUAAAAAGAAGAAGAAGGAGCGGAGCAACCGGGCGGCGAGCGCAGCGAGCGCGGCGGGCGGCGCUGGCGGGAGCAGCGGAGCCACGGGCGCGGCGGGCGGUGGGGCGGGCGCGGGGACCCGGCCGGGCGAUAGCGGGACCGCGGGCGUGGGGGCCACUGGCCCUGGGGCCGCCACCAAGGUUGUGACAAAGGAGGAAGAUGAGUGGAAAGAAUUUGAGCAAAAAGAGGUUGAUUACAGCGGUCUAAGAGUUCAAGCAAUGCAAAUAAGUGAAAAGGAAGAAGAUGAAGUUGAAAAAAGAGAAGAUCCAAGUGAUAAUUGGGAAGAAGGUGGAGGUGGAGGUGGUGGUGGUGGUGUAGAAAAAUCUUCAGGCCCUUGGAAUAAAACUGCUCCGGUACAGGCACCUCCUGCUCCAGUAGUUGUUACAGAAACCCCAGAACCGACAAUGACUAGUGGCGUGUACAGGCCUCCUGGAGCCAGGUUGACCACAACAAGGAAAGCACCACAAGGACCACCGGAAAUCUAUAGUGACACGCAGUUCCCAUCCCUGCAGUCCACUGCCAAGCAUGUAGAAAGCCGGAAGGAUAAAGAAAUGGAGAAGAGCUUUGAAGUAGUAAGACACAAAACUAGAGAUACUGAGCCUUCGUAAGGGUUGACUACCUCAGAUUUGCUGCACUCAUUGUGGACUUCAUGUGGAUCACAACUUCUGGAUAAGAAGGUUACAGCUAUUAAGUGUUGAUGUGAAACUUGAAACCAGCUCUACUGGAUUCCUUAAUCCUGCAGAAAGUCAGCCAUCUGGGUUCUGAUCUGCUGUAAAAGAUGAAGAUUUAAGUGACCUUAAUUAACCUGCCCUGUGCCCCAUCUAUAAGGAAUACUCUGAGGUGGACUGUGGCUGGAUUAGACUUCCUGGAACAUGCCGCUCUCAAAAGAACUGAUGUGCUUGGAUAAUCUGUAGGGCUCUGACUUAUAAUUUAAAACUUUGAGUUGUAUUCUGAGGUAACCACAAAUUAAAUUCAACCAAACUUGGGUCACCAAGUGGGGAAAGGGGUAGGAGGGAAGAAUCUUAUUUCUUUUAGUAAUUUUUUAUUUGGGUAAUGCUUUUUCUGUGUUCCAUAUUAAGGCUUUUUUUUUUUUUUUUUUUGCUAUCACUUGGAAUAGUUCUUUGACAGAGCAUAUUGCUUAGCUCAGUAACCUGAAGUAUACAUUGGAAUUGUGAAAUGUCUCAUGAAUUUGCCAAUCCCUAGAGUGGAACCAAAUGGCCUUUUUAAUGUAAAGGGCAGUAAAUGCAGGGGGCUCUACUUCAGGUGCUGCUAAAGCCUCCUCUAAUCAGGUCUAAAUUGUAUAGUAAACUGGUGGAAAGACUUUGUUUAGUUUCUGUUUAGGCCAAGGGAAUCACUGUCCUGUCCUUACAAAUUUAAAGCAGUAAGAGCAGAACCUCAACCUGAAACACACUUAAGUUUCACAGAUCUUGCAUGAUCUUUGACAAGAAUUCGAGAUGCACUUGUGCCCAAACAUUUAAGGUGUUAGGUAUUCUGUAGAUGCAGUGAUUGUCCCAGCCUAGCUUUGGUAUCAACCUUCUGGUGUGUCUUUAAGUUGAUCAUUUGGAGCGUCAGGGGCGAAAGACAGGUGAUGUAGCACUUCUGUUUUUAAUAAUUACAGCUUAAACUAUCCAGUAAUUUUUAGUCCUGAAAAGGGACACCAGGACUCUACCCAGGAUUAUUGAGAAGUCUUUCCAUCUAAUGAGAUAGUCUCGUAAUUUCCUAGUUUUGUAUCUUCAGUAGAAAUAUUUCAAAGUGGCAUGUGACCACUUGAUGCAGAGUCUGGGUUUCUCUAUAAUAAAAUCCCUUUGCCAAAUGUAGGAGUUGCAGACUUGCUACUGGCAAGAGUGAAGCAAAUGGGUGAGUAAAACUAUCCUGUUGUGGGAGCGUUUUCCUCUAGGAAUUGAGUCUUGAUAAAAGUGUCAAUGCAGGAAUCCCACUCCUGGGAAGCUAACAGAAUCACCUGAUGGGACCUGCAAACUGUAUCUGGGCAAUAAUGUUGGAGUUACUUGAGGUGGCAGGCAGGAUGCCUAUGUUCUGAUGUGCUUGGGUGAGUAGCUGAGCCAGCCAAGGAGAGGUUGGAUGAUUGAGAAACAAAGGAUUCUUGGUUAAUCUGAAGACUUCAUUUGGGAACCAAAAAUCUUUUAACAAAUAAUCUCUUGAACCUUGAGCCACAUAUUUCCCCUGAAAAGUGCAUUUUUUCCAGCAAAAUUUUGUUGGGGAUUAUGUUAUUGAGGAACAGAGAUGAAUAUAUGGAAAAGUUAUUUAAUGGCAUAGAAAUCUAAAGACCUGCAAGGAGACUUAAAAAUCCCAACCCUUGUUACAA
Molecule: messenger RNA, 2795 nt
Organism: Dama dama (fallow deer)
Lineage: Eukaryota; Metazoa; Chordata; Mammalia; Artiodactyla; Cervidae
Gene: CDV3
Product: CDV3 homolog
Exons: 6
Coding region: 385-1080 (231 amino acids)
Cellular component (GO): cytoplasm
Source: RefSeq, a predicted model, not a curated record